Molecule: messenger RNA, 6392 nt
Organism: Manduca sexta (tobacco hornworm)
Lineage: Eukaryota; Metazoa; Arthropoda; Insecta; Lepidoptera; Sphingidae
Gene: RhoGAP71E
Product: rho GTPase-activating protein 20
Exons: 10
Coding region: 227-1645 (472 amino acids)
Biological process (GO): signal transduction
Molecular function (GO): GTPase activator activity
Source: RefSeq, a predicted model, not a curated record
UUCAAACGCGAGUUGUGCGUGUUGCGACUUGCGAGACGCGAAUAGCGACGGUCGUGUGGACAAGUAGCAGGCAAACGAGUGAAGAAACACGCUAUUUUUGACCUGCCUUGUCUUUCCCUUGUCAAUAGUAAACAAAAAAUCACAUCCAAUACGAUAUAACAAAAUGCCCUCAAAAAAUUAGUGGUCUGGAAUCAAAUUAGAUCAAUACCUUCCGGAAUCCGGCAAGAUGAGUAACUGGGCUAGGAGGAUGCAUCGGCGAGCAGCUACAUUGAGCAAUGUGGUUACGUCUUGCGGGCAUCCUAAUUCCCUGCCGUAUCCUAGAAGACUUGAAAAAGUGAAAUUUGGUGUUCCGCUUCAUGAAGUUUGCAAGGACGAUAUUCCCGGGCCAUUGCUUGUGCUGAUACUGAAGUUGAACAAGGAGGCGCCGCUGCGGCGGGAUGUGUUCCGUGCUCCGGGCCACCAGGGUGCCAUGAAGAAGCUCAUACACUUCCUACAAACUGGCCGGUUGGUCAAUGUGGACAACUACUCAGUGUAUACCAUAGCCAGUGUCCUGAAAAAGUUCCUAAGGAAGAUCCCAGGUGGCGUGUUUGGGCGCGAGGGUGAAAUGCAGCUGUUUGCGGCCGUGGAGCUGCCCGAACAAGAACAAGUCGACGAAAUACGAAGGUUGCUUCUCUCGCUUCCGGUGUGCACGCAGAGGCUGUUGGUGCUACUCUUCGGCACGUUUCGGGUGAUGGCCUCCAAUGCUGAUAAAGCAGGCACAGGUAUGACGUCGGAAGCCCUGGGCGUGUCGGUGGCACCGUCAUUCUUCCACUCUUGCGUGUCCGACGGCAAAACGGCAACAAUGGAGGAUGUGCAGAGAUUCAAGGUGGCAACCCGAAUAAUGCGUCAGCUGAUAGAACAGUUCAGCGCCGGGGAUCUCUUCGGAAGGGACAACUAUGAGUACUACGCUAGGGUUACCGGUCGCAUACUGCGCGUGAAGGACGAGUGGAUAUGCUCGUUCAGAGACCCGCCGCCGCCACGACACCGGAGGGACCAGGAGGCGUAUGCUAGACAAUUAUCAUUGGAAGCAGAAAAAACAUGGUUGCAGUGUGAAUGCGAUCGCUGGGGGAAUAAAUUUAAUUUAGAAGGUCUAACGAAGUCCGAGGAGUGCCAGUCGAUGCCGGCGCUGAUGGGCGUGGUGGGCGGCGGCACGCCCGGCUCGGUGCUCGGCAUCAUACCGGAGCACAGUCUGCUCGACUCCUGCACGCGUCUGUCCAUAUCGCUUGAGGAGAGCGUCUUCAAGAUAUCAGUAAGCUCAUCGUCUCAGUCGUCUCGCAGCAACUCCAGCCCCCACAUGACUCUGGAGGAGCUCCGCGCCAUCAACAAAUACGCCGAGAGCACCAAGAGCCUCUCCUAUCUCCCUCAGGUGCACGAGCGGCAGCGGGCGCGCAUGCGCACUCGCUCGGAGUGGUUCCUGCAGCCGGCCAGCUCGCUGGACGCGCCGCGGCCGCGCGCCGGUACGCCCCCGCCCCCGCCCCCGGCCCCGGCCCGCGCGGCCCCCGCGCUCCUCCCCCGCGCGCCGCACGCGUGCCCCUCAUGCUCGGCCCGCCGUGAAGAGAGCACGGCGCUAUACGUGCUUGUCGCCUGCCUAGAGUUUUUGUUUUGAACCUCGCGCACCGGUACUGUUUCUUCGUGUUUGUUCGCUUCGGUGCGGAGGGUCUCACGUACGCUCGUCGAAGGCUUUGCUCUCGCUGUACGGACUUUCUGAGCGCCUACAUAUCUGUGCUGAAACGUCAGCUGAUUGGGAAAAAGCUCUAGUCAAAGGAAAUUUUAUGGAUAGAUUCGAUGUGAACAGUGUUUGGAAACUUUGUAUGUUAGAGAGAUAAAGCCUCCGAAGCUUAACUAAUACCACGGUACAUGUGCUAUCGGGCUCGCUUCCCGCUUGUUUGGCAUGAGUUGUGCACUUUUUGUUCCUUCACCGCACGUUGUGUCUGUUGCUGUGUGCAUGGCGUUCACUGUCUUCCCUUUCAACAUUCCAUACUCUUCACCGGUUUCUGUUUGGUCAUUCUUUUCAUUUCUUCGAUAAGAUUUGUUUCUUCUUAAAUUUUGUAGCAGUCGAACAAUGGCUUCACAAGUUUGUAAAUCGUAUACGUUACUUAGGUUGUAAAUAUUAUUAUGUAAUUUAUAUGAACGCUUAGUAAUGCAGACGAAUUGAUGUACAGCCGAUUUUAAUUAAUGCCAAAUGUAAUAGGCAUGUACUAGCGAAUUAGUUUUAAUACAGGCGCGGAUCUGCUUUGGGUUUUAAAGGGUCAUGGUCAUCCGAAAGUGUCGCCGAAUUCAAAAAACAUUCAUGAACAUUGAACUAUAUUAAUAAAGCAACAUAUAAGUCUAAAAGUCGACUAGACCUGCGCCUGUAUAAAUUGCCAUAUAUACCUAUGUAUACAUUGUAGCAUGAUCGACGUUGUGACGUACACAUCACGCUUGUUUAUACAUUAAACAUAUUAUGACAUAUUGAUUAUGUUACGUAUAUCAAAACAGGUGUGGAUUGAGCAAGUUUUAAAUAGAUAAAAAUCAUUAAAAGUUGCGUUAUCGAUACACUUUUCGAAAGUAUCGAUAAUAUUAAUGAAUGCUCUAAAUCCAAUCCUAAAUAGUUUUGUUCAGCUACCGUUGCAUAGUACAUAUUCCAUAACUUAUGAUUUUUUUUUUAUUUUGUUGCAUACUGUUAUCGUGGCAAGAUAUAUUUAUCCAAUUGUCAUUUGCUUUUGAUAAUAAUGAGGGAGCAAUGAUGUGCCAGAAUAAUUAAAAUAUUGAAUGUUUUUUAAAGUUAUUAAAUUAUUAUGACUUUAAGAAAUGCUCCCUGAAUAUUUAUCUAAAGAUUAUUUUACAUAAUGAUUUAACAUUAUGGGAAAUUAAUCAAGUAUAAAUCCAUGCCUUUCAUAGUUCUAAAUGCUUUAGUUGAUUCAAAGUUUUUAUAGUUACGUUUUUUAUAUAUACAUUUUAUAGUACCUGUAAUAAUUUGAAGCGUUUGGAAAUAUGAUUUCUAUUUCGCAUACAUAUUGUAGAGUAUUAUAUUUAGUAGGUAAAUAAGGAUUGAGGAUGUAGACAGCGCUUAAAAAGUGUGGUUUUUAAAUUCACAGUUUGUAUCGAUUAUAAUGUGUGAAGGGAUGUUAAACACUCUACACUACUUUAAGAGAUUUGCUUUAUAAAAACUGGUACAAUAUACAUACCAAGAUCGAUUAUCGAUAAUUUUUUAAAUUAAUCAGCACGUGUGCCGCUAUCUACACCUCUAACUUUGUAUUUGGGAAAUAAAAACAACAGUAUAACGUUUGAUCUGAUGUCCCAAAUAUGAUAGUUUGUUGAUAUUUUUUUUUUAUAUAUUUUGAAUUUGAAUAGUAUUUGCCUGCCAGGCUACAUGAAUAACAGUGUUUCGAACGCCAUAUUCAACAACUGCAGUUGUUUAAUUUGUCUUUAAAUAUCGUGACUAGCAAGUAUUGAUGCGAUAUUAAUAUCGAUGUAUCAAUGUGCAAGUCCAGUAGUUUUCGUGCGUGAAACACUGUGUCGCGUGUAGCGGGCGUGUGUCAGUUGUGUAGCUGUGCGGUGCGCAGGUGGCGAGCGGCGCAGCUCGCGGCGUCGGUCGCGGCGCGCGCGCGUGUGCAGCGGCGGCGCCGCGUGUCGCGCGCUCGCACACUCCGACACUGAAAUCCCGCUCCCUCUCCAGCCUCGUAAAGUGACCGCCUGACCGCCGAGGGAGUGCGCCUGCACGCGACGACCCUCCAGGUAAUUGGAUAUUCUGACAACACUACACUUGUCGAUGGUGCGGAUGUACGAUGACUAUAGUUUAAAUAAUUGUGAAUAUUUGUCAAUGUAUCAAUGGUUGUUGGUUAAGAUUUUUUCAUUCGAAAGUUAUGUAUUAUUAUAUUAACUAAAUAUCGAAUUUAAUAUCGAUUGGUUAUCGACGAUAUAAUUAAUGGUUUUCUAUAAAUUUAUAAAGUUGGUACAAUUUACAAUUUUGCAGCUAUUAGCUAAGAAUUAAUUAUUUUAUUGCCUAUAUAAAAUUAAAAUAUUAGAAGAAAAAUCGAUAUCACAAGUUCCGUUAUCGAUCAUCCUUAUUCAUCGACAAGUGAUAGCCUGGAGGCUAGACUUCGUGUACGAAUGCGCGCACGCAAUGCCGUAAAAUAUCGAAAUUCGAUUGUGUGUUUAAUAUAUCGAAUUACCAAUAAAACGUUAGUGAUUUGAUAUACUAAUCGACUGGCAAGUGAAACAUUCAAAUUAUCAGAUGUAUAUCUGUUUGAAAUAUUAGCAAAAUGGAUCGAUACCGAAGAUUAUGAAUUUUAUUUAGUAUAGAAAAAUAAAAAUUCGGUCUUUUGGCGAUCUGUUAACGAAUUUCCCACAAGAUAAAAUUACAACGAGCUCUCUAUUUUUUUACCAAAACUAUUGCAAGUUCCAAGAGUCAUUGUCCGAGUCCGAGAUGUUAAAUCUCAUUACGUCAAAUAUUUAGACAGAACAGCCAACAAAGGUUUUUUGUUUUGACUGAAAUUUAUAGUUAUAAUUAGUAUUGCUAGGUUAUUUAUAAAGUGUUGUUUCUUAAGGAAUUGUUUAUACGAGACAUACAUACAUAUAUUUUUGUUUAGUUGGUACAUAGUACACGGAUAUAAAAUUGUAAUAGAAAAUCACAAGAACAAAAGUUUUAUAAAAUAUCAUCACAGGAGCUCGCCUCGAUGCUCCAAAAACUGCGACAUACAUUCCUGUAAAUAAAUUAUUGAGAUAAGUAUUACUUGUAGCGAGAACUUAAUACAUUCUAAAUUUGUUUGAGCUUUAUCAGUAUAUAGAUGUAAUUAUAAUUCUUUGCAUUUCUUUCUACCUCAGUUGUUCUUCGACAGUUUAUUUGCUCAUACUGUAUAUAAAAUGUAUCUCCAAGCUAUGCCAAAAUUAAUAUAUUGGAAACGGUUUCAAUUCUGGUACACAGGUUAUUUACGAGCCACAAUAUAAAAAGACUGAAAAUAUCUUUCUGAUGGUUUUCUUGUGCGAUUUUGAAUUUUAACAUGCGUAGCUGACAUUGUCGAGAUGGUAUUGUCUAUUAUUUAUAAUAUGGUACAAAAUGGAGUUUGCAAAUGUCGAAAGUAAUAGCGAAUGUAGCAUGUACAGACAUGCGAACAUUACGAUCUUAGAUAUAUAUCAUAGGUGCUAGUUGUGUCUGAAAUGUCUUAUGAAUAUUCUAAAUUUUAGUUUUCUAAUGUUGACAUUUGAUUCACUUCAUUAUUGUAUUAUAAGUAUUAUGUUAUUCAGUUGUAAGGCUCACAGAGAAUCAUUUUUUUUUGUUAUCUAUGUAAAUAUUUAAUAGUUUAAUUAUGCACAUCAUUAUGCACAUUUUUCGCACAUAAAGUGUAAUAAAUUAAGUUUAUGUUUUAAGACUGUUUAGGAUAUGAAGCAGUGCAAUUGGCGGCCUCGGCCCCUCUGUAAACAAUCGGUUAUGUUCACGGUAGUUGUGAAGAGAAGGCAGCUCAAAGAAACAUUAUGAUAGUAAUAUUAGCAGUUAGUUCUAUACUUCGCUAUACGAUUGUUUUGUGGCCAUAUUGUCAAGUACCUUAUUGUUUCGCCAUUCGUGUAUGUUUAGUGCGCGCCACUGAAUCCCAGACCCGCAUGAGUGAGUGAUGGUUUAGAGUCGUGUUUAUAAAAAAAAAAUCGCUUUUAAAUCGUUGUUCGUAUACAUACAUAGAUAAAUCUUAAAACGGUUGAAUUAGUAUUGUCUUAAUAGUAUAUUAGUUUAUAAUAGAUGAAAGUUAAUACUGUUUAUGAAGAUGCCUAGAAUAUAUUUUUGUUCAAACAAUAGGCAUAUUAGUAACAUUAUAUAUAAAUAUAACUUAUGAAUAUAAAUAAACGAGUUUAUAUGUGUAUUGAGAUAAUCGUCGUUUCGAGUUAGUGGACUUUUAAUAGUCGAUAUAGUGAUUUUUUUUCAAGUAAUACCCAAUGUUAGAAAAUUAUGAUAAAGUCGAACAAAUGGGGGACUUGUUGAGAAUUAACGCGGCUUAUAUUUUUUUUGGAUUUGCUCGUCCAAGUUCCUGUGUUCAUUGAGUAGGCGUAUGGAUGUUGUAGUGUAAAAUUAUAAGUGUGGUUUACACGACAUUCGUCACGUUGAUAGUUUAUGCAUGGAGUAUUUUAUUGAAGCUAUGUUAAAAAUCAACGUUUGUUAUCACAUUUGGUAAGCACCAUUUUUACUAGAAAUUGCCACGAUUUUAAAAGUUUUAUUUUGUAUUUAUAACAUUACUAGUAGGUAUAAAGUUGGUGUUCGUGAAUUUAUUGGAUUUUAUUAUGAAUUCAUCAUAAAAUCUAACAUUUUAGUUAAAAAGCAGCCCUAUCGCAUAAGUUUUACGAUUUAGCCAACUAAUUCCGAGUCAAUAUAUUAAAUUCGAAAA